AUGGCUGUCGUUCGUGCAGCUGCAAGGCCUGCGCUGGUAAUCGUACCUGGCAACUUCAGCUUACCUCGCUUCUGGAGCGCCAUCCAACGGUCAGUUGAAGACAAGGGUUAUUCCGUCGAAGUUGUUCCUCUUCAGUCUUCACGUGAAGAAAGGAUAGAUCCUGCGCCAGGUCUGGCUGAUGACGUGAAGGAGGCUCGAUCUGUUCUGAACAAACACAUCAACCAAGGAAAGGAUGUUGUCCUGCUUAUGCACUCAUAUGGCGGAAUGGCCGGAACUGAAGCAACCUGUGGCUUGAGCCGUCUUGAGCGGGAGAAGGCAGGCCUAAAAGGCGGGAUAACCCGUUUGGUAUUUCAGGCUGCGAUCUUUGCGCCUCCUGGCAAAAGUAGUCAGGGGCUAUACGAAGCCAACCCAGGCCGCUAUCCCCGCCGCGAGGGCGACUACCUUGUAUGCGAUGAAGAAACAGCCAUGUGCUUCUACAGCGAUCUGACGAAGGAGCAAGGCCAAGAACUAGCUCAGGCAGCCUCUAAGAUUUCACAGGCCGUCAGGGUUUUUGGCGAUGAGCAGACAUACGAUGGUUUCCAUAAACUCAUUCCGUCUAGCUAUAUUCUGACUAAGAAGGAUAUCCUUGUCCCUGAACCAGCUCAGCGGCAGUUCAUCUCACGACUCGAGGAGAACGGGGGCCGACCUGUCCCUGUUUUUGAGCUUGAUACGGCUCACUCGCCUCAUCAGACGAACCCUCAGCUUUUGAUGGAGACUUUGAACAAGAUACUUGAGCAGGAGCAUGGAUCAGAGUGA
Fusarium redolens is the source of this 795-nucleotide messenger RNA. RefSeq lists its product as uncharacterized. Bases 1 to 795 code for a protein of 264 amino acids. Lineage: Eukaryota; Fungi; Ascomycota; Sordariomycetes; Hypocreales; Nectriaceae. The transcript has 2 exons. The record is from RefSeq and is a predicted model, not a curated record.